CCAACUCUAUCGACUUCUUUAGUCCCAUAUGUUAUAGUAACGAACGAGACAACCUCUCCCGAAUUUAACCCUCCCCCUCCAAAAAUAUCUACUCACACAAAAUGUCCGGCAUCGACUCCCCCGAAAUCCUAGCGGCAUACGACGCAGUACGCUCGGACAAAGAUGCGACGAACUGGUUGCUUCUCUCGCACGCCAGCGCCGUAGGCGACAAGCUGACGCUCUCGGGAACCGGCUCCGGGGGGUUGUCGGAGGUGGUGUCGAAGCUGGACGACUCGCAGGUCACUUACGCCUAUGUGCGGGUGGAAUACAACAACGACUCGGAGAGCAAGCGUGUCAAGUUCGUGCUCAUCGUGUGGAUCGGAGAAAACGUCAAGGUGAUGCGCAAGGCCCGCGUGUCCAUCGAGAGCGGCAACGUCAAGAGGGUGCUGAGCCACCACAGCGUGCAGAUCGACGCCCGCGAGCUCAGCGACCUGAACGAGGCGGACAUCGUGGCUAGGUUGCGGAGAGCCGGAGGUGCGGAUUACAACGGCGGGAGGGGCUGAUAGAGAGAGGAAGGGAGAGGGAGAGAGAGAUUAGAGGGACAGACAGACAGACGUUCAAAGGAAACCAGAUACGGAGUUAAGGGGUUGAGCGAAUGUUAGGUGAAGUGGCGUGU
This is a messenger RNA of Daldinia caldariorum, 655 nucleotides long. Its product is annotated as actin depolymerizing protein. The transcript has a single exon. The coding region runs from base 102 to 542 and encodes 146 amino acids. Gene Ontology annotation, cellular component: site of polarized growth; actin filament; plasma membrane. Gene Ontology annotation, molecular function: actin filament binding. NCBI's taxonomy places the organism in Eukaryota, Fungi, Ascomycota, Sordariomycetes, Xylariales, Hypoxylaceae. Gene Ontology annotation, biological process: regulation of actin filament polymerization. The record is from RefSeq and is a predicted model, not a curated record.